AUGCGACGCAACAUGUGCCGCAACAUGUGCCGCAACAUGUGCCGCAACAUGCGACGCAACAUGUGCCGCAACAUGUGCCGCAACAUGCGACGCAACAGCGAACGCGGGCCGACGGCGAGGAACCGACAACAGAGGAAUUUGAAGAUCGUCGAUUAUUUUCGGCAGGUGUUCGGAGAAUGGGCCCAGGUGGAGGUGGUGGAGCUGGUGAACGACGGGUCGGGGCUCGCCUUCGGUAUCGUGGGGGGCCGCUCGUCUGGGGUGGUGGUCAAGAGCGUGUUGCCCGGGGGAGUGGCUGACAGGGAUGGCCGCCUGCGCAGCGGCGACAUGCUCCUGCGCAUCGGCGCGGUGUCGGUGGUGGGGAUGUGCGCGCGGCAGGCGGCCUGCGUGUUGAGGCAGUGCGGCGCAUGCGUCAGAUUGCUUGUGGCACGACCGGCGCCGUCCAACGCUGCGCCGUUGCAGUCGCUCGGCGCGUCUCAAGCCCCAAUAGUUCCCUCACGGCUCCUGGCCGACCCCCUGGACCUGGAGAGGCGCCUCGCGGAAGCUGGUCACGACGGCUUCGGAGCCCUGUGUGAGGACACCACGCCCACGUCACCACCACCGACUGUCAUCGAGGAGAGUCUUCACCACAGGGUACGUGAAUUGUUGACUGCCUUCAAAAAAAAAUUGUGGUUCUAA
Messenger RNA from Amyelois transitella, 675 nucleotides. RefSeq names its product patj homolog. Lineage: Eukaryota; Metazoa; Arthropoda; Insecta; Lepidoptera; Pyralidae. The record is from RefSeq and is a predicted model, not a curated record. Gene Ontology annotation, molecular function: protein binding. Bases 1 to 675 code for a protein of 224 amino acids. The transcript has 5 exons.